Molecule: messenger RNA, 2813 nt
Organism: Micropterus dolomieu (smallmouth bass)
Lineage: Eukaryota; Metazoa; Chordata; Actinopteri; Centrarchiformes; Centrarchidae
Gene: armc3
Product: armadillo repeat containing 3
Exons: 18
Coding region: 126-2603 (825 amino acids)
Molecular function (GO): protein binding
Source: RefSeq, a predicted model, not a curated record
CACCCGUAGCCUAGCAACGCGGUGUCAACCUCCUUUUCCAAAACAUUAAACCUGCAGCUCCUCUGGCCGGCUGUCAUGCUAAUUGUAAAUCUUAAACUUUAGGCUGGACAAAAAUAGGUCGCAGAAUGGGAAAGAAAGGGAAGAAGGAGCAUGAAACUCCAUGCAAGGAAACGUUUGAACCAGUGCCUGUUGAGGGCAGGACCCCAGCAACAGUAGUACUGCUGCUGAGCUCUCCAGAAGAGGACAUCCUUGCCAAAGCCUGUGAAGCAAUCCACACAUUUGCAGAGAAGGGAGAUGAGAACAAAGUUUCUCUGCUGGGACUUGGGGCAUUGCAGCCUCUCUGUCAGCUCAUCGCUCACAAAAACAAGCUGGUCAGGCGCAACGCCUUCAUGGCCCUGGGCAUCAUGGCCACCAACAGUGAUGUAAAGAGUGCUCUAAAAAAAAUUGAUGUCAUUCCAUCAAUCAUUGACAAACUGUCACUUGAAGAAGAUAUAGUUGUCCAUGAGUUUGCAACGCUGUGCCUGGCCUCUCUGUCAGUGGAUUUCUUCUGUAAGGUCCAGAUCUUUGACAACAAGGGCCUGCCGCCUGUAAUCCAGCUCCUAUCCAGUCCAGACCCCGAUGUCAAGAAGAACUCGCUAGAGAUCAUCUUCAACCUGGUUCAGGACUACCAAAGUCGUCUGGCAGUACACGAGUUAGGCGGGAUCCCUCCACUUCUGGAACUGUUGAAGUCCGACUUCCCUGUCAUUCAGCAUUUGGCUUUAAAGACGUUGCAGAAUCUCACCACUGAUAAAGAUACACGCAACACCUUCAGGCAACAGCAAGGAUUUGAGAAGCUCAUGGAUAUCCUCAGCAGCACUGACUUCAGAGACCUUCACGCUGAGGCCUUACAGGUAGUUUCUAACUGUCUGAGUGACAGUGAGAGUUUCAAGCUGAUCCACAGUGCUGGGGGACUGACGAGGCUGAUGGAGUUUGUUCUCCACCCCAACAUGCCUGAAAUCCAGUCCAGGGCUGUUAAAUGCAUCGCCAGGGUUGCUCAGAGCUCUGAGAAUGGCAAACUGCUCCAUGAGCAGAAUGUGGAGAAGGUCCUGGUAGAGCUCCUGUCUGUGGCGGAUGUCAGCGUGAAAACGGCUACCUGCCAGGCCGUGUCCGCCAUGAGCUUCCACCUAGCUAGUAAAGACCGCUUCAGAGACCUGGGUGGUAUCCCUGCAGUUGUACAGAUGCUGAACAAUGAGAGUUUGGCGCUGAGAGAGGCAGCAACCCAGGCUCUCUCUAACCUCACAUAUAGCAACCAGCUCAACGCUUUCUCAUCCAUUUCAGUGGGAUCUUCCAGUGCAGUGUACGAGGCAGAAGGCCACAAGAUCCUUGUCCAGGAGCUCUUUGGAAGCUGUCCGAGGACGGUGGCCAAUUCUGCUGCAACGCUUGGCAACCUGGCAGGACAGGACGUCAUCCGCUGUGGCAUCUUGUCACACAGAGCCAUACAGGCCCUAGUGGACACCUUGAAGUCCACAUAUACAGAGGUCCUGGUCAACGCCACGCACUGCCUGGCAGUGUUGGCCUGUGAUACAGAAGCCAGGGCAGAGUUACAAAGUGCUGGCGGCCUUCAACCACUGGUCAAUUUGCUGCGCUCCUAUGACAAGGAGGUGUUGCAUAAUGCAUGCAUGGCCAUCAGUGCCUGUGCCAUUGAUGAGCCCACUGCUGUGGAGAUGUGCAAAUAUGGGGCCCUGGAAAUGCUUCAGGAAAUCAACCAAUCAGUGAAUCGUAAGAGCAGCUUCAGCAAGUUGGCCAUGAUCAGCUUGCUGAACUCCAACUUGUCUGUUAAAUACAGCCUGACAGAUCAUUUGGCCUCCACUGACAUCAUUAGUAAUGGCUUCUAUGAUGCUGGGAAGGUUCGUGGAGGUCAGAGGAUUCUGACUUUAGAGGAACUGUCCAAGCAGCCUGUCAACCAGCACCGGCCAAUCAUUGUUGUUAACAGAGCAACAGAAGAGACAGUGCAUGUGCCAGAAGAGAGGCAGAGCAACCCAUCAGAAACAGACACCGGCAGCAAGGGAGACCGCAGGACACCAAGGAAGAAGAAAGAGGAUGACAAACAGAAAGACGAGACCCAGCCUGAGUCUCCCACAGAGAAACCUUGGAAGAUGAUGGAUGACGUCUCAUUGCAGCUUCUAGUUAAAGAGGCCAAAGAAUUCAUCCUCCCGCUGAAUGAUGAACAAGAACAGUAUGCUGCUUUGGCCAGGCUGGUGAGUGAAGCCAUGGGCGGAGCAGUGGAGGCCAAAAAGUUGCACGAAUUCCCAUGGGUGCUGCACCUCAGCGAGCUCAAGUUUCAGCUCCAGUCUAAUGUUGUUCCCAUUGGUUUGAUCAGCAAGGGAAUCUACUGCCACAGGGCACUUCUCUUCAAGUGUCUGGCUGAUUGCAUCGGAAUGAGCUGCACUCUUGUUAGGGGUGAGUACAACCGCGCUUGGAACGAGGUGCUCCUCUUCAGUAGGAAUCCCUCCAGCAAUGGGCGCUCUUCACAGUCAUGCCGCUACAUAGUGGACCUCAUGCACCAGCCUGGAAACCUGUUGACAGCCAAUACCCCUGCUGCUGUGCAAUACCAGACUAUAUAGAGCAACACUGUACUGUAUAGAAAUGCUGUACUACAUACUACUGUGACCAGACAUUUUACUGAGAUGCAUUAUAGAUAAGUGAUUUGUACUGUAUGUGUAUUUUCUGUAUGGCAGACCUUUACACCAUACAGUAUUCUCUGUGCCUGCACAAGUCUAAAUUAAAAAAUGAUGUUAGUCUAUAAGGCUUCUCUAAUAAAUACUCUGAUUUAA